Molecule: messenger RNA, 3480 nt
Organism: Arachis duranensis
Lineage: Eukaryota; Viridiplantae; Streptophyta; Magnoliopsida; Fabales; Fabaceae
Product: chaperone protein ClpB4, mitochondrial
Exons: 10
Coding region: 199-3132 (977 amino acids)
Biological process (GO): cellular response to heat; protein refolding
Cellular component (GO): cytoplasm
Molecular function (GO): ATP hydrolysis activity; ATP binding
Source: RefSeq, a predicted model, not a curated record
ACAAAAUAGGAUCUUGGAGGAGUGAAAGAACAUUCCAGCAUUCUUUCCAUAGUGAGCUCCUUUGCCCCUUCCCCAAGCUUCUAGAAUCAUGUUUUAGGCAUCAUAACUCAUAAAUCUUCUUCAAAUCAAAACCCAAAACCUCUCUCAGUAUCGUACCUAGAAGCUAGCAGCUCAAUAUCUCCUUGGCUCCCGUCGUCGAUGGCAACAAGAAGAACCAAGCCCCUUCUUGCCGUCGCCGUAACCGCCGCCAGAACCUCUCGCAGCCGCAACCUACUAUCUCGAUGUCGCUCCGCCUCGGCCUUCCCUCAUGCUCAUGCCACCACUCCUUCAAUCUGUUGGCCUCGUACCAUCGACACUCUCGACGCCGGCAAUGUGGCCUCCGCCAAGUUCCUGUCCCUCUCUUUCACUCGCGGGUUCCAUGCCUCUCGUCCCUCCUUCAGCUCCACAGCAAGCUCUCAGAUAACACAGACAGAGUUCACUGAAAUGGCAUGGGAGGGAAUUGUUGGUGCUGUCGAUGCUGCACGAGAGAGUAAACAGCAAGUGGUGGAAACUGAGCACUUAAUGAAAGCUCUAUUGGAGCAAAAAGAUGGUUUGGCUCGAAGGAUAUUUACCAAGGCCGGAUUGGACAACACAUCUGUUCUACAGGCUACUGAUGAUUUCAUCGCUCAGCAACCAAAGGUUAUGGGUGACACGACAGGUCCUGUUGUGGGUUCACAAUUUGGUUCUCUCUUGGACAAUGCUCGAAAGCACAAGAAAGAAAUGGGUGAUGAAUAUGUAUCUGUGGAGCAUUUUUUGCUGGCCUUUUCUUCAGAUAAGAGAUUUGGGCAACAAUUAUUUAAGAAUCUUCAUCUUAGCGAGAAGGCUUUGAAGGAUGCUGUACAAGCUGUUCGUGGAAGUCAAAGAGUGACUGAUCAAAAUCCCGAGGGAAAAUAUCAAGCACUGGAGAAGUAUGGAAAUGACCUGACUGAACUUGCUAGGCGUGGGAAGCUUGAUCCUGUCAUAGGUCGAGAUGAUGAAAUUCGUCGCUGUAUACAGAUAUUGUCGAGGAGAACAAAAAACAAUCCAGUUAUUAUUGGUGAACCUGGAGUGGGGAAAACUGCAAUUGCUGAAGGAUUAGCUCAACGAAUAGUACGUGGAGAUGUUCCCGAACCCUUGAUGAACCGCAAGUUGAUCUCCCUUGACAUGGGUUCAUUGGUUGCUGGUGCCAAGUUUCGUGGAGAUUUUGAAGAACGGCUGAAAGCUGUCCUUAAGGAAGUUAUUGCAUCGAAUGGACAAAUCAUUUUGUUUAUUGAUGAAAUUCAUACAGUUGUUGGUGCAGGGGCUACUAGUGGUGCAAUGGAUGCUGGAAACUUGUUGAAACCAAUGCUUGGACGAGGUGAACUUCGAUGUAUAGGAGCGACUACGUUGAAUGAAUACAGAAAGUACCUUGAGAAGGAUCCUGCACUUGAGCGUAGAUUUCAACAAGUGUUUUGCAGUCAACCCUCUGUUGAGGAUACAAUAUCCAUUCUUCGUGGGUUGCGUGAGCGGUAUGAGUUGCAUCAUGGAGUCAAAAUAUCAGAUAGUGCGCUUGUUUCAGCAGCAGUUCUUGCAGAUCGAUAUAUCACUGAACGCUUCCUACCUGACAAAGCCAUUGAUCUUGUCGAUGAAGCUGCUGCGAAGCUGAAGAUGGAGAUCACCUCUAAGCCAACAGAAUUGGAUGAGAUAGAUAGAGCAGUCUUGAAAUUGGAGAUGGAAAAACUCUCUCUGAAAAAUGACACUGAUAAAGCAUCUAAAGAAAGAUUGAGCAAGCUUGAACAUGAUUUGAGUUUACUUAAACAGAAACAAAAAGAAUUAACAGAGCAGUGGGACAGUGAAAAGGUUUUAAUGAAUAAGAUAAGAUCAAUCAAAGAGGAGAUUGACCGGGUUAACCUAGAGAUGGAAGCUGCUGAGCGUGAUUAUGAUCUGAACCGUGCUGCUGAGCUUAAGUAUGGAACUCUGAUGUCUCUUCAGCGUCAACUAGAAGAAGCUGAAAACAACCUCACUAACUUUCGGAAGUCUGGACAAUCAUUACUUAGGGAAGAGGUCACUGACCUUGAUAUUACUGAGAUUGUAAGCAAAUGGACUGGUAUACCAUUAUCAAAUCUCCAACAGACAGAGAGAGAAAAAUUGGUCAAGUUGGAGCAGGUUCUUCAUAAGAGGGUAGUUGGUCAGGAUAUUGCUGUAAAAUCUGUGGCUGAUGCAAUUCGUCGUUCAAGGGCUGGGUUGUCUGACCCUAAUCGGCCAAUUGCGAGCUUCAUGUUCAUGGGCCCAACUGGUGUUGGCAAAACCGAGCUUGCCAAGGCUUUGGCUGGUUACUUGUUUAACACAGAAAAUGCUCUUGUUAGAAUUGAUAUGAGUGAGUACAUGGAGAAGCAUGCUGUUUCACGUUUAGUUGGGGCCCCACCUGGUUAUGUUGGUUAUGAAGAGGGUGGUCAGCUAACUGAAGUGGUCCGGAGAAGACCCUACUGCGUGGUCCUAUUUGAUGAAAUAGAGAAGGCACACCAUGAUGUUUUCAAUAUCUUGCUGCAGUUGUUGGAUGAUGGAAGGAUUACCGAUUCUCAAGGACGGACCGUUAGCUUCACGAACUGUGUAGUGAUUAUGACUUCAAAUAUUGGCUCACAUUACAUACUUGAGACCCUCCGUAGUACACAAGACGACAAACUUGCAGUUUAUGAACAGAUGAAAAAACAAGUUGUUGAGCUGGCCAGGCAAACAUUUCGUCCAGAGUUCAUGAAUCGCAUUGAUGAAUAUAUUGUUUUUCAACCUCUGGAUUCCCAACAAAUUAGCAACAUAGUGGAGCUUCAGAUGGAACGAGUGAAGGGCAGACUCAAGCAGAAGAAAAUUGAUCUUCACUUCACAAAAGAAGCUGUGGAGCUUCUUGGGGUAUUGGGUUUUGAUCCAAAUUUCGGGGCAAGACCAGUUAAAAGAGUGAUACAACAACUGGUUGAGAAUGAAAUUGCAAUGGGAGUUCUAAGGGGAGACUUCAAAGAAGAGGACUCGAUCAUUGUUGAUGCUGACAUGUCUCCGUCGGCCAAGGACCGUCCUGGCCUCAAUAGACUGCUUGUUAGGAAGCUUGACAGUCCUGUUGCUGCUGCCAUGGUUGCCAAUGACUAGUGAUUGGAUUCAAAUGGAGGCUUCAUUUAAUCACAGGCGAUAACAUGGUAGUAUAGGUGCACACGGUUCAGCUCUUAUUUUUAUUAUUUUAGAUGUACCCUUUUGUAAUAUGGUUACUCUUUUAAAUGUUCCUGGAAUUAUGGGAUCUUUUUUUUUUUCCCUUCGGCUCCUCCAGGCUCUUCGCCCUCUUCGUCUUUGUAUGCUCAAACAGUCAACACAGACAAACGAGUAGUGAUGAUCAUAUUCUCAAAAAAGCGUGAUGCAAAAGCAAAAGGAAGCAUGCAAAAUUCAUGGUGAUGUGUAAUUAUCCUUUUUAGGAAAUGACGAAUCCAUAAAGUUAUUAUCUUU